This is a messenger RNA of Pelobates cultripes (western spadefoot toad), 576 nucleotides long. The record is from the annotation of a GenBank genome assembly. Lineage: Eukaryota; Metazoa; Chordata; Amphibia; Anura; Pelobatidae.
AUGGCGGAAGUGAGUGAAAUCUCUCCAGAUGUACUGCGCUGUACGGUGUGUCUGGAAGACUAUCGAGCUCACGGGCCCCUGAAGCCACGGAUAUUGCCAGUCUGCUUACAUACAUUCUGCGAAGGUUGUCUUGAGAAACUUGGACAGGACAAUGUUUACAGUAUCUCGUGUCCCAUAUGUCGCGUGUUCAAUAAUGUUUUUGGGAAAGACGGUAUCCAAACACUGCCCAUUAACACCAAAGUGCCCUACUUCGAGACUGUGGAGGAAGAGACAGAGGAAACCAACCUCUUGGAUUUCAUUGACCCAGACAUGCCAUCCUGCCCAGUCUGCGGGGGCAUCACACUGUUUGCCCCAUUCGGUGAGGAGGCAGACAUUACGCAGUGCCACACUUGCCAGUGGGUAAGUGUAGAAAUGUUGGAGAUCACAGAACGGAAUGAGUUUACAAGUCAUACUCCGAUAUGUGAAAACACUGAUAGAACAUUAUAUCAAAACAAGGGAGCCCAAACCCAAAAUACAGCACCCCCAUCUGGCCGAAGGAAGAGUCUGCUUCUCAGAAUGAUCAACUACCUGAGGUAA